AUGGAUUACUCUUUCUACGACCCUCGAUCACAGCCCUCCGGCUUCUCGCUCUAUGGACUGCCUACCCCCGACCAACCCCAUGCGCAACCAGAUACAUUCGCCCCUCUAAACUUCCCUAACUAUAAUCCCUCAUUCCCCAUCGACUCAUUUGUUCCGCCACCGCAUUCACCGCCAGAAUCAGUCAAGCACUCUGCUUCCAGCAGCGAUGCUGCCAAUCAGCACACACGCCCCUCAUUUGACGGGGAUGAAACCCAAUUCGCAGACCCAACCCUAGGGAGGAGCAGCAGCGAGGAAAAGGAAUCAGCGCCCGCACAAAGCAAACGCAAGGCCCAAAACCGAGCAGCUCAACGAGCAUUCAGAGAGCGCAAAGAACAACAUGUCCGUGACCUUGAAGAUAAAGUAAACACCCUCGAACAAGCAUCCAGCACCUUACAAGCCGACAACGAGCGUCUCAAGCGCGAACUAGCCCAAUACACCACUGAGAAUGAAAUCUUGCGCGCCACAUCACAAGUCCACCGAGGACAUGUUAGCUCAAACGAGAACCCUACGCCAACAGUCACAGGUCCAAUGAAAUUUUCCCCCACGGACUUUCACGCCACCUUCAUGCCGGACGGCCCUGGUACGCCCCGAAGCCCGCACCACCGUCUGACUGUGUGUCCGAUCACCGGCGAGAGAUUGUUAGAUGCGCGUGCGACGUGGGACCUCAUUCAGAAACACGAGCUGUUUGAGCGUGGUCAGCUUGAUAUUGGUGAUAUCACGGACCGGUUGAAGGGUAUGUCGCAGUGUGAUGGGCAGGGACCUGCUUUCAAAGAGGGUCAGGUUCGUCAGGCUAUUGAGGAGAGCGCGGCUGUUGACCGUGAUGAAUUGAUUUGA
This is a messenger RNA of Penicillium coprophilum, 873 nucleotides long. RefSeq names its product putative bZIP transcription factor (Fcr3) (gene rsmA). NCBI's taxonomy places the organism in Eukaryota, Fungi, Ascomycota, Eurotiomycetes, Eurotiales, Aspergillaceae. The transcript has 3 exons. Gene Ontology annotation, molecular function: transcription cis-regulatory region binding; DNA-binding transcription activator activity, RNA polymerase II-specific. Bases 1 to 873 code for a protein of 290 amino acids. The record is from RefSeq and is a predicted model, not a curated record. Gene Ontology annotation, cellular component: RNA polymerase II transcription regulator complex.